AUUAACGGGAGAAGGCGCGUUGUGAUUGGUUGUGGCGGAUUGGCUGCUUGCGAGGCGGGAAGACCGGUGAUGGAGGAGCGGGAGAGUGAGGCGGGCGAGCCGGGCCAGAGCCUGCAGCUUGAGGCCGAGGCCGAGGUGGAGAGGCCGGGCUCGGCUCCGCUGCCUGGGCUGCAGCAUAAACUGCUCCGGCUACCGCUGAGCCGUAUCAAGGGGCUGAUGAAAGCCGAUACUGAUGUGUCGCUGGCGAGUCAGGAGGCCGUCUUCGCCAUCGGCAAAGCCACGGAGCUGUUUGUUGAAGUGAUCGCAAAGGAUGCGUACACAUCCGCAUUACAGGGAAAGCGGAAAACCAUCCAACGGAAGGACGUAGAUAAUGCAGUUGAUGCCACAGAUGAAUUUGCAUUUUUGGAAGGAACUCUGGAUUGAAAUGGAGCCGAGCUUCACUAGAGGCCAAAUUAACUAUGGAUGGAGAGCUGUGUUCAGAGAUUCUCACUAUAUAAGUGUAUGUACAUUUUGUAUAAUUUAUAAAAAGGGUGUUCUAGCUGUUGAGUAAUUGAAUGUUUGCAGAUUAAAUGACUACAUUAAGAUGCUUCUGUCAUUUUUAUUUUGAAUAUUACCCUUGACCACAAGGCCUUUCAAUCAUGCUGCUAGUGGGAUUGGUAUGUGUAGACGUAAAAGAAAAUACCAACAUGAUUAGGCAGGGUUGAUAGCUUACACAAAAUAGAUGAUCUCUCAGCCUUUAACUAUAAACAUGGCAAGCAUCACCACCCAAUGACUUGUAUCAUCUUAGUAGGUGUGAUGACAUUACAAAAAGUUUCAGAGUACUGUAAUAUAAAUUACAGAGCAAUGUAAUAUAAACUGGCUUUUACACAAUUACAAAUACACAGCAAGAUAUGACCUGAAACCUGUACUGUGAUGAACAAAGGAAGACUGGAAACCUAACUGCCUGGACUUGUGAUUAAUUCCAACCUGAAACUUACUCCGGGGGACCCACUGUUCUAUCUCAAACGUAUUCGUUUCUACCUCACUUCAUUAUCCUUCUGUGCAUUGUGGGAGGAUGGUAUACAUUAAAUUAUGUUUGUGUGUAAUUUUAUCAGAAAUUUAAAUCCAUUCUGAUUUUUUAAUGCCUCCUGAAGUCACCUUUUUGUCACAGAUAUCAAUUAACACAUGCUUUGUAUCCUUUUCACUUGAACCAAAGUCACUCCACACCCCUCAAUGCUUCUUGCUUGUCAAUCUGUUCAGUAGCAAGGGACAUUAUUUGCCAUGUCUAUCUGAGAGUAAUGCAAUUGAGGCAUUCAGCUUGGUGUCUGCUUGUGGGGGCCUUGGGUUGUAAUAAUGCAUCUGUUCCUACUUGCACAAGUGAUUUUGUGCUAUGCAUAAGGUACUGCAAUAUGGACUUGGUGGUAAAGGGUAAAAUUUAUAGGUAAACUUGUGUAAUGUGUAAGAUCCUAAUGCCUAUAUUCAAAUGAUGAUCCUCUUUGUGUAAUCCCACAUAACCUAAUUUUACUAACUUAAUGUGACCUGUGCUGUAUCAUGUUUUGUCUGCCACCUCCUCUCACAAAUGACAAGAAUACAAAAAGUCUGCAAUAAAUGCAAUUAAAUUGACAUUGACCAAAAAUUGUUAAACUGAAUUUAAAGCUGGUUGCAAUGCCUGCUAAUGCUAAUGGCCUGUAGGGGUCCAGUUUCAGGGCCUCAAGUUUUAAAAGGAUAGUCAUUGAUUAGGGAAGACUGUGCUUUACUUUUUUGACUAAGCUCAAUUUUUUCUGACCUUUGUGAUUGUUGGUUGAGUCUUUUCCUACCUUUUGAAUUGUUAUAGGAACUGUUUCAGUUGUCACUCAACUCGACUGAAUCUAGGUUUUGCUGUAUGUACCUUUCUGUACAAGUGAUUGUUAUGCCUGGCAGUACAAUGACUCAUUGGGGCUGGUUAUCUGAUCUGAAUUGUGGAUCUUUUUAUCUUAUUUAUUUUCUUUGUCCUUUGACUUCAGAAGGUUGCGGGUCCAAGCCUCACGGCAUGGCUUGAGCAUGGAAGGCUGACGUUUCAGGUCAACAUUGCACCAAAUAGAAAAAAUAUUAAUAGGUUGAUCAGGGAGAUGAAGAAAAACAGGGCUGCAGGUGCAAACUAUAACAGUAAGAAGUUCCUUCAGCACAAGGUUAUUCAGAGAGGCACUGGGAGCCUUCAAAAUGCAAAUAAGUUUAAAAAAAAAUGACUGCUGAAAAGAGUAAGUGUUCUGCAUGAUUAAAUAUAUCAGUCCUAGACUGACUGAAAGCUUUUAUAUUUAAAUAGAUGCCAGGAGUAGAUGGUACUUAUCCCAUCAUACUAAACAGAAUAGAUUUGUGCAGUGUUGACAAUCAUUAAGGGUGUUGCUGAACAAGGAGGGAUCAGUAGAUUUAAAACAGGUUAAUAUGGUCUCCAUAUUUAAAAAUACUCAGCUUCCAUUUAAAGCAGCCAGCCAGAGUUUGUGAAAAAGCAGCCAGAAGGCCCCAAAGUCAAAAGCCAUUACCACUGCAGCAAGCCUUUCUCCUCUUCCAAGCACAAGUUCUUGCCAAGAGAUGGUCAUAUGUUUAAAGAAGGUUAGGUCCUGGUUAGUGACCUGAAUGCAGCAAUAUAGGCGGGUUCAGGGCAAAUAAGGCAGAGCAUACUUUGCCUUAUUUGUGCCCAAGCUUUUUUAGAGGAAGGUGAGGGAGGGAAAAUCAGUUCUUAUAUUUGGUCUAUCCAAUUUCAUAUACAAUUUAAGGAAAUGAAGGGCUGAAUGAAAUUGUGAGACAACAAGAAUGAGCAGCACAAUGACAUGACUAUAAGAAAAUAACAGGAUCUUUGAGAUUGUGAAAGUAACGGAAAAGCAGUGAAGGAAAGUGAAAAUAUCACUUGACGUGAGCAUAAGAAAAUAACUGGGUUUGAAAUAAGUGACUAGAGAACAAUGGCUUAAGUGAGGAAACUGAACUGCAGUUAGCAGUGGAGAAUGUGAAUCGUUGAGAAGACGGACAGCAGAGACUUGGAGUCUAGUAACAAAAGGGGGGAAAAGUGAAUAACGAAACAAGAAUCUGAGGAGAGAGGGAGAACAGGAUUGAGGGGUGGAAAGAAUGAAUGUGAUGAUGACCAGUGAAAGGAGUGUGAACUAAUGAAAGAAUAAAAUUGAAGAUAACUGAAACAAGACUGAGAAUAACAGGAGAGAGAGCAAUAGCAUAACAGUGGAAAGGAUAUUCCUCCCUGUGCCACAAGUGGGGCAUGAGAUUGGAAGCAAGUGAGGAGGAGAAUGCCUGAGAGGGAUUACCUUGUUCAUUCUUCAUUAUUCAUUGGAAGUUUACAAUGUGUAGAAAUCACCCAAGCUUACAAUGCUGUAUUCAUUUAUUCUGUAUAAUACAUCAAUUUACAAUGAUUAAACUCUGCCAAUAAUCAUGAA
Messenger RNA from Carcharodon carcharias (great white shark), 3398 nucleotides. It is a transcript of the gene pole4, whose product is annotated as polymerase (DNA-directed), epsilon 4, accessory subunit. Lineage: Eukaryota; Metazoa; Chordata; Chondrichthyes; Lamniformes; Lamnidae. Gene Ontology annotation, molecular function: protein heterodimerization activity. The record is from RefSeq and is a predicted model, not a curated record. Gene Ontology annotation, cellular component: epsilon DNA polymerase complex; nucleus. The transcript has 4 exons. The coding region runs from base 70 to 423 and encodes 117 amino acids.